GACGAAGAUGAGAUUACCCCCAAGCUUCUAAGAAAAACAGGAGCUAAACACGCCUCGAUGGUUCAUGCUGGUCCAAAUCCAACCCCUCAACAUCUCGACAAUCUUUCAGAAAUCGCAUUAAGACAUAAAAUUAACCGUCUUGAUGCAGGGAAAAAUUAUGCUUUAGGUGAUCCCAAAUCGAAGGAGCCUAUAUCUGAUUCCGAUUCUAAACCUGAGGCAAGUAACAGUUCAAAACUCCAAACACAGGCAUCUUCGCCUGCACCUCAGCCCGAUCCAAAAAAGUCUCAGAUUAUGAAAAUGAAUUCAAUGUUAGCUGAAAUUAAUGCAAUGUUAGCUGAAAUUCGAAAAUAA
Messenger RNA from Funneliformis mosseae, 351 nucleotides. Lineage: Eukaryota; Fungi; Glomeromycota; Glomeromycetes; Glomerales; Glomeraceae. The record is from the annotation of a GenBank genome assembly.